GUGUGGUUUUCCAAUCGACGAGCCAAGUGGAGAAGAGAGGAAAAGUUGCGCAACCAGCGGCGGUCAGGGGGCGGGACUUCCUCUUCGUCGCAGACACAGACCCCUUUGAGCACUUCCUUCAACCCCAGCGUCUACCACUCUCACCAUGGCAACACCUCAGGAUCCAUGCACAGCAGUCGUAGUGAAACCGCACUCUCUGCCUACGGCUCUCUUUCUGUAUUCUCCAAUAUGCAGCCUCUCUCCCCCCAGUCCUCGUCCGCCUCCUACUCCUGCAUGCUGCCCCCCUCGCCGGCCGCCCCCGCCCCCCUGCCCCGCAAGUUCGACCCCUCUCCGUACCAGUCGCCACACCUGCACGGCCCGCACUCCAGCAUAGGCACAGGUUAUCUGUCCUCCAGUUCGUCGGUAGGGGGGCAGGUACCAGGCAGUGAGCCGGACUUGGGACAAUACUGGACAAGACUGCAGUAAAAAUGUCUUUAUCCCCGUGGUCACAUAUCUGUACAUAUGUUUGGACUCCCCCCCCCCUCCCCCCACUCACCUCACCUCAGUUCACUGAACCCGCCUACCGGACAACAACUCAAUUGGGGGGGAUUUCUGUGGAAAACUGGCAACCCGUGCAUUCCAAGGAAGGGGCAGGUGGCCAACCACUGAUGACAGAAAGAUUAUCAUGAAGGUAUUGGUGCCAAUAAAGCUCAAUACAGACGUACCAAUGGGCCCCGUUUCACAGAGGACAAACAGGUGUUGGUCCAUCAUGUGUCUACUCCUUUUGUGUACCAGGGCUAGAGUGUCCUAUGACGACACCACUGUGAAAAAGCCCUGUGCGACUCUCAUCAUAGCAUAACGGAGAAUGGCACAGCGGAACAGAAAACAUAAGAGUCAUUUUCUUUAUCAACCGACCAUGAUGACUUGAUAAGAGGGAUAGAUCAAUAUGAAUCUAGUCUGGAAAACAAGUUGAAGGUUUGUGAGAUGUUUAAAUGUUUGCCAUAGCUUUCACUAUGGCUAUAUAAUGAAAAUAUAGUCAAUCAAAACAGUAUUAGCAAUCACAACAAAGCCAUGAAUAAAAAGGAAAAGCAAAUGACAAUCAACAUUGGCCAAAAAGUACAUUACCAAAGAUUAUUUGGUGUUGAUGUGAAAGCGCCAAAACUAUCAGAGAUGAGAGCCAUUAUAUAUAUUAACAAAAGUGUCCUCAUGUGAUGACAUGACACACAUGAGCCAUGUGCUCACUGCGUUUACAGAAGUAAGUUCAAACAGUUGUUCUGACCUCUAUCGCUGUGCAUUUUGUAUUUUGGUGAGCACAGCCCAACACUAGAACACUUUCCUCCAGUCCAGUAAAACAAAAGACUAUCUUUUGCACCAACAACAACUUCCCAACGUCACUACGUUGUGCAUGGAACGCAUUAUACUAAGACAUGGGGCGCUCACGCAGCACAAAACUAGCAUUGACUGGAAACAGUGCUCGAGACCAUCACUAUCAAACUCUAUCAAACGCUGAGACAACCAGGACCAGAGAAAAGACAAUCAGAUACGGGAGACUAGUGAUGGAUUAGCAUUAGCCAUAUUGUGAUGACUUAUUUUGUUAGGUCUGUGUCACUGUUCCCCCCCCUUCGGACCCCCAUGGUUCCAUAUCACCAGGUGAAUUAGCACUGUGUUCUAUGAUAUCGGUACGAAUGUUUCUGGGCGACUCCAUCGUGUGUGUGUGUGUGUGUGUGUGUGUGUGUGUGCGUGUGCGUGUGUGUGUGCGUUUGUGUUGUUAGAACCAAUAUUUUUGUGUAUUUUCCUUUUGUGAAACUAUAAACCGAAAUAAUAAAAGAAAAUACAUUUGAA
This is a messenger RNA of Gadus morhua (Atlantic cod), 1821 nucleotides long. RefSeq names its product paired box protein Pax-6. Gene Ontology annotation, molecular function: DNA-binding transcription factor activity, RNA polymerase II-specific; RNA polymerase II transcription regulatory region sequence-specific DNA binding. NCBI's taxonomy places the organism in Eukaryota, Metazoa, Chordata, Actinopteri, Gadiformes, Gadidae. Gene Ontology annotation, biological process: regulation of transcription by RNA polymerase II. The record is from RefSeq and is a predicted model, not a curated record.